ACUGCACAGCACACGACAAGGAAAGGGAUCCAGCCCAAGAUCCCUCGCCUCGUCCCUUCGCCUCCCCCUCCGUCGCCGUCGCCGGCGACCCUCCCGCCGCCGCAAACCAACUCUCCCCCGUCCCUCCUCCCCCUUCUCUCUUCCUCUCCAGGCGCCGGCCCUCCUCGAAGCCUUCUCGAUUCUCCACAGGGUUCUCGGAGCUUGGCUUGGGGGAAUGCCGAGACGGGAGGGCGGCCGCUCCGCUUACCUCGUCGCCGCACUCAUCUCUGCUUCCUGUCUUCUACUUGUUGCGGCAUCUCAUCAGGAAUUUCAUGAAGCUGCUGGAUCCAGAACUCUUCUUAAGUCACAUGAACAAACAAAUAAAGUGCAUUGCUCAAGGGAAAGAAGCCGCUCAGCUUGGGAAGCUAUUUAUGAGUAUUUGAUGCCCGUUGUGGAAAAAGAAAAAUAUGAACUCCCAAGAAAAUGUAGGCUUCAUCCUGAUAAUGACAUGUUUCGGGAACAGGAGCAACAUAAGAUUCACUUUGAUAUAAAUGAAUGGCGCUGUGGUUUCUGCAAGAAAGCCUUCCGAGCAGAGAAGUUCCUUGAUCAGCAUUUUGAAAAUCGGCACAAUAAUCUUGUGGAUUAUAGUCAUGGAAGAUGCUUGGCAGAUUUAUGUGGAGCUCUUCACUGUGAUCUGAUGUUGAAGUUCAAGAAGCCAAAGAGUAAAUGCAGUGCAGCUGCAGCUGCAAAGAAUCGUCAUCUUUGUGAGAGCCUUGCAGACAGUUGCUUUCCAAUUAACCAAGGGCCAUCUGCCAGCCGUCUUCAUGAAUUUUUCUUGCGUCAAUUCUGUGAUGCGCACACAUGCAAGGGUGGUUCUAAACCUUUCCCCAAAGGUGGCAGGAAAGAAACAAACAGAUUUUACCUGGCUCUUUGUGCCUUAAUAGUGGUACUUUUGCCCCUGUUCUACCUCAUAGUAUUCUUGCACCAGAGGGAAAUGAAGAAAGGCGGUCAAAAUUUAAGACGAAUUUCGAAAAUUGGGCAAAAGAAAAAACCAUCGUAGACUCCUAACUCCAUGCACUGCUUCUUCCCCCUGCAGCCCCUGAUGCAGAUGCAAACGUCAAGAAGCAAACAUGUGCUUUUUCUAUGAGGUCAAGCAAGAUAACUGGAUUCUUGUUGACCUCGAUGAAUAGUUCAACCCUUGAAAAAAUGGGUUUACAUGACCGUGUACAGACAAUCUCAUGAUAUUAUGUACAUUCAAGAAUGAAGAAGCGUAUCCCAAAAUUCGAUAGCCUCUGAUUUGAAUCCUCUGGGCUUAGAUUAAUGGACUACUAGGAACAUCCACGUAAUUUGUAAUAUUUGCCAUGAAGAGGCUUGGGUGUAAUUGCCAUUAUUUUGGUAUUCGCGAGAACUGUGCCUCGGUUUGACUUGUCAUACUCCAGAGUCCAGAAUGGUUUGGUGGCUUGCUGCAGUGAUUUAUCAGAAACUACAGAGGACGGACUCCGGUCCAUACGGGAGUUGACUCUACACCGUGUCGUCUCCUCACUCGCUGGCUUCAUGCCCUGCUUGUCGGCGUUAUCUUCCGUGCCACUCCAUCUCCAUACUUGGUACUCCCAGGUACUCUCUGUCUCAUUUUUUUUCG
Messenger RNA from Oryza brachyantha (malo sina), 1618 nucleotides. RefSeq lists its product as uncharacterized. The record is from RefSeq and is a predicted model, not a curated record. The transcript has 10 exons. The coding region runs from base 215 to 1039 and encodes 274 amino acids. Lineage: Eukaryota; Viridiplantae; Streptophyta; Magnoliopsida; Poales; Poaceae.